Messenger RNA from Leishmania major strain Friedlin, 2856 nucleotides. RefSeq lists its product as hypothetical. Gene Ontology annotation, cellular component: cis-Golgi network; membrane; COG complex. Lineage: Eukaryota; Euglenozoa; Kinetoplastea; Trypanosomatida; Trypanosomatidae. Gene Ontology annotation, biological process: intracellular protein transport; intra-Golgi vesicle-mediated transport; Golgi organization. The transcript has a single exon. The coding region runs from base 1 to 2856 and encodes 951 amino acids. The record is from RefSeq and is a predicted model, not a curated record.
AUGGCGGCCAAGCCAACGUCAUGCGACGCAGGCGAGAAGUCAUCGCUCAUGCGCCAGCUGGAGCUGCUGCUGGUGCCACUGCACCACCGCUUCCGCUAUCCGCUCCCGGUGCCGACUCACUUCACGGCGGGCGAGGGGGACGGCGCCUCGAUUGCUGCUGCUCUCACGCAUGCGCCUGGGUCGCCUGCGCUUGCUGUCGCCGGGGCGACAGGUUCGUCAUAUGCCGAUCCGGCAGGCACCGCGGCGUCGCACUUCGCUGGCGACUCAGCACAGCUCAGCGAGCAACAGCAGGAUGAGCGACUUUAUCGUUCUGCUAUGCGAGUGGUGGAGGAGCAUGUGCCCGAUUUGCUAACGUGGCAGGCGCGGGUGCAGCGCGGCGCCACGCAGGCGGGAAAUUGCUAUCGGGUGCUGGAGCGCGUGCGGAACAGCGUGUCUGCGAUGCAGCGCGUGACGGAGUCGGUGCAGAAGCAGAGCGAUCAUCUCAGCCACAACGCCUCUGCCAUGAUGGUGCGCAAGGCGAAGCUGGAGCUUGUCCGCGAUUCCUUGGAGCAGAACUUGGCGCACUUCACGCACAUCGAUGACCUGUGCAGGGAGGCAGGAAACCCCUUUUUGAAGGCCGGCUCGGCGCGCUUCUCUACACUGCUACAGGACAUCGCCAAGGAGAUGGAGUUCCUCUGCACCAACACGCAGUACAAAUCUGCCAAGCCGUACGCUAUGAAGCUCGCCGUGGCGCAGCAGACGGUCAGCGCAAUAUUGAAGGACGCGGUGCGGGCGUCGUUUCGCACCAUGGAGGCCGAAACGCUGGCCUCGCCCGCCUUUGAAGCCGCCACGCAGGUGUUGCAGGAGGACAGCGCGAUCCUCAGCGACAGCCCUCUUACCAGAGCCUCCACGUCGCCGUCGAUGGUUUCGAUGUCCGCGACAGCAGCGCCGCCGCUGCAGCUGCGCCCGCAUGACGUGGCUGGUUCUUUCGAAGAGUUCCUUGCUGCCGUGAACGACGUAUUUGUGAAGUCUGGGGACGGCUUCACGUCACUGCGGCGCAUGGCCGAGCUGCGGCAGGGCGGCUUCGGCUACUCCGGGGCGGAGGCUUUUGGGGAGGAGAUGUUGACCGCUGGCGGCCGACUGGAGGCGGAUCCUGGGAUGCGGGAGGUGAUGGACUCCUACUGCGAAGCGCGCGUUGGCGUGGUGGUGCCGCUCCUGCGCUACUGGCUCACGCUGUGGUAUUACCUUGAUGCGCAGCAGAACUCGCAGGCCGACGCGAAAACUGCCGGCAGCGUCGCGGCUGCGGUUGCCGCUGUGGGGGCGGCAUCGCCGGCCGACACCGGCGCCGGUUGGGAUCAGCUCUCUGGCGUGGCGGAGGCGCACACACUUCCGCAGUUGGCCGAGCACAUCUGUAGACUGCUUCAGCACUCCCUGGCUGCGGAGUCGGAUGUGCUCGCGCGGCUGUGGUUGAGGGACGACAUCGUCUCCCACCUUCUGCCGAGGCUUGUGCCCAGCAUUGCCGAGGAGGUGUACUACAUGUUUCGCUCUCGGCUGCUGUGCGUCGACGACGUCGGGGAGCUGUCCCGCACAGUCGAGAGCAUUCAGCGUGUGAGCCUGCUCCACAACAAUGACGUGCAGGACUCGGAAGUCGUGUCGGACCUGUGGGUGCGUAUGAUUCAGGACACUCAGGAGCGUCUCGUUUUCCGCACGAGCGUGUACCUGCGACAAACGGUGUCACGCUGCACCCCGACGCGCGAGAUCGCCAGCGUCUACCUCCGCUGCGGCACCGACGCGUACAACGCCGAGCCAGCAGCGUCCACCGGAGACGCCGCCCAGACGCGAAUGUUUUACAUUCCUGUUGUCGUGCAUGCGCUCAAGCUGCUCGACUGGCUGUACCCGACCCUGGAGUUCUCUGUCUUCUCAGUGUUUGCGGAGGAGGCGGUGCACCACAGCCUCGACAUCAUCCGGCAACUGAUGAGGCUGAUGCGGCAAAUGGACUCGAGCGACACGUUGCGAGACUCAAAGGCGUUCCUGUGUCAGCUGGCCCACCUCCAGCACCUGCAAGUGACGCUGUCCCACGUCGAUGCGAACAUCACUGUGGUGGAGAAACACAUCAGCUUAGCAGCGCUGCGCAACCGGCGGCUGGAGCUGGAGCAGUCCUCGCGGGAGUCGAAGAAGGAGGUUGAGAUGGACCUGCUCAAGUGCAGCGAGCACCUCACGACGGCCAUGUUUGCGUUGGUGACACAGCCCGUGUCCGGUGCGGCGAAGAAGAGCGAGGCAGAGCGCAUUCAGCUCGUUUCGGAGAUGAAAGGGCGCGCUGCGGGGAUGGAGCGCAUGAUUGCCUUCUACGUGGAGCACGAGGAGACGCAGCAAGACUUGAUGCAUUUGUUGCGUGAGCGCGUUGUAGAGCUCGCGGCCGAGAUGAGUGUGGAUGUGCACGCGGUUCCAGCGGCGCCAGUAAAGACGGCAAAGUUGGAAACCGAAUCUGCCGCGCAAAACGCUCCACAACGCUCUGCGACGGAGGUGGCUGUAGCACCUCUGCCACCAGCGUCAGCGCUGCAACCCGCAAGUACGGCCGCAGGUGGCAGUGCCGAUUCGCACCACGCUCCUCUGCAGUCUUCGGCAGCACCAGCAGGGGCAGCUCAGCCCGCGGCGAGCGCACCGGUAGCAUCUGUCGGCGCUACCGAUCAGUUUACCGCGUUGCCAACCCACGCCCCGAGGGCCCCUCCAGAGUUUCCGAGCCCUCCCACGGAGCGCGUGACGUACGCGUCGGCCCCGCCUGCCACGACACUCUGUCAUCAGCCGCCGUUGCAGGACUACGCAGCACCGACAGCUGGAGCACGUCCCAGCAGUCAAGACGACACGGACAUUAUCUGA